Messenger RNA from Vittaforma corneae ATCC 50505, 705 nucleotides. RefSeq lists its product as uncharacterized. Gene Ontology annotation, molecular function: 4 iron, 4 sulfur cluster binding; oxidized pyrimidine nucleobase lesion DNA N-glycosylase activity; DNA binding. Gene Ontology annotation, biological process: nucleotide-excision repair; base-excision repair; base-excision repair, AP site formation. The coding region runs from base 1 to 705 and encodes 234 amino acids. The record is from RefSeq and is a predicted model, not a curated record. The transcript has a single exon. Gene Ontology annotation, cellular component: nucleus. NCBI's taxonomy places the organism in Eukaryota, Fungi, Microsporidia, Nosematidae.
AUGGACCUAUACUUUGAGAUCAAAAAACAACGAGACAAAUUAGAGGCACCGGUGGACAGCAUGGGCAGUUCAUGUGUGGGCCAUGCAUAUCCCAAGGAUAUCAAAAACUUUCAAAUACUUGUAUUCCUUCUUCUCUCCUCCCAAACAAAAGAUGAAAUAACAUACUCUGCCAUUGAAUCUUUGAAUGGAACAUUGGGGAUACUUACCCCGGAAAAUGUGCUGAACUCAAGAGAAGAGGAUGUGUCAAAAUGUCUUAAGAAGGUAGGGUUUCACAAUAAAAAACUGAAGUUUCUGUAUGAAAUCAGUCGAAAAGUGAAAGAUAAAAUGCCAGAAACCUUCGAAGAGCUUCUGAAACUUCCUGGCGUGGGAAAGAAGAUGGCAAAUCUGUAUUUGAACCAUGCGCUAGGUAGAAAUGAAGGAAUAUCAGUAGACACACAUGUUCAUAGAGUCUCAAAUAGAAUAGGAUUGGUGUGUACAAAGGAUCCGGAGCAUACAAGAAGGGCCCUAGAGAGCAUAUUCGACCGAGAUGAGUGGCCCGAAGUGAACCGGGUGUUCGUGGGGUUUGGGCAGAUGAUCUGCAAGGCAAUUAAGCCUAAGUGUGGGGAGUGUAGUGUGCAGGAUAGAUGUCCGUACUAUAAUAUGGUAAUCGCAUCAAAGAAUAACAAAGUCAAUAGCAAGGUAAAUGGCAGUAAUACUUCAAGCUAA